Molecule: messenger RNA, 1017 nt
Organism: Hyposmocoma kahamanoa
Lineage: Eukaryota; Metazoa; Arthropoda; Insecta; Lepidoptera; Cosmopterigidae
Exons: 4
Coding region: 250-837 (195 amino acids)
Cellular component (GO): extracellular region
Molecular function (GO): chitin binding
Source: RefSeq, a predicted model, not a curated record
AUGCGCGUUGAGUGGACGAACAUUGCUCGCUUGGCCGUCCCCAAAAGCGCACGCGAGCGCUGUGAAGUUGUGUAAUUUGCCGGUGCGGUGACUUAUUGUAUAUCAACCGCAAGUUACGAAAUCAACCCUGGGACCUUCAUAAUUUUGACUGUCUUCAAUGCCGACUGAAAGCUUUAUCAAGACGCGGACUUAAGUUGAAAACAUGUGUGCACGUAUCGUGAUUUCAUUCCAAUUUUGAAUAUUCCUUUGAUGCCCAUGAUGAUUAGGACAGUUUUUGGUGUGUAUGCCUUGGUGCUGUUGUCACUGUUUUCUUUCACUGACAGUGCCGAGGAAGGUGCGCGUGUAAAAAGGCCACGAGCAGGAGAUUUGCAGUUAUCGCGCGAACCCGCUCAAGAAUUGGAUGCUCCAGAGCCGGAGCAAGCCACUGGUCCUGCGCCCCACGCCUUCAUCAGCCCCUCAGUCAAAGAAUACCUUGAACUCGGUGUCGCUAUACCUGGCAAGCCGGGUACGGAUUAUCCUGUGCUGGGUACAGUCCCCUACACCAAUUUCUAUUGCGACGAGCAACCUUACCCAGGAUUCUUCGCUGAUACCGAGACACGGUGCCAAGCCUGGCACUACUGCGAUAUCGACGGCCGACAAGCAUCAUUCCUUUGUCCUAACGGUACAGUCUUCUCCCAAGUGGUCGCUUCAUGUGACUGGUGGUUCAACGUGCGAUGUGCACUGUCACCUUCGCUAUACUCGCUUAACUCCCGAUUGUAUAGACGAAGAAAGAAAACAUCUAUACCUAAACCGCACAGGUUGAUCGAUAAGCAGUUAUUGGAUGAGAUAUUUGUGUGAUUUUCAACUGUAACCUACACUCGUUAUACAGUUUGUAAGAGAAAGGUAGUGAUUAAAACGUUGCAUUAACAAAACGUGGAAAAAAUAUUUAUUCAUGCUGUCGAACCGAUGUUGUAUAAGAUAUUUUUGUAAAUCUAGAAAUGUAAAGAAAUAUGAAGUACCUAUUUGAUUUUUUAAACC